GUCUCUCUAUCCUCUGGAGGAGUUGUGUUAGUUCCCUUUCUAAGGUUUCCAUGGAGAUGGGGGAAGCUUUAACUAAAGAACAAAUGGAUGAGCUUAGAGAAGCUUUUCUUUUGUUUGAUAAAAACAGAGAUGGUUGCAUCACACUCGAUGAACUUAGAACAGAGAUCAAAAGAUUGGGUCAAAAUCCCACGGAGGAAGAGCUGAAGGACAUGAUCAGAGAAGUCGAUGCCGAUGGCAAUGGAACCAUCGAGUUCUGGGAGUUUCAGAUAUUGAUGUCCAACAUCAUGAAGGAAGAAACAGAGCAGAAGCUCAAAGAUGCCUUCAAGGUGUUUGAUAAAAAUCAAGAUGGGUAUAUAUCAGCAAAUGAGUUGAGGCAUGUUCAUCUGAUGCUGAAUCUGGGGGAGAAGUUAACAGAUAAGGAAGUUCUUGAGAUUAUCGGAGAGGCUGAUUUGAAUGGUGAUGGCCAAGUCGAUUACCCUGAGUUCGUCAAGAUCAUGACUGAACAUGCCUCAGAAAUCCUAUCAAAGCGAGGCUUUUUCUAAUGAUAAUAUGAUAACCAAAGAAAGAAAGGUAACCCUUGUUUGAUUUGUAUAUUAGUAUUUGAGAUCAUGUCAAUUUGGAAGCUAUAGGAGUUUAUGGUUUAAAUACAAAGAAAUGAUAUUGAUGUAUGGUUUGGAAGCUAAAGAAAGCAAAAAGAGCUUAUAUUAUAUGAUGUGCUGAAUUAGCUGAGCAUUCUUGGUUGAAUUUAGAAGACAGGAUGAUGAGAAUUUUGAGGUAUUUUUAGAAAUUUCUUCGAUGUCGAUGUUAAUACGUGUCUUUUUGCUACUCGAGCUCGAGAGCGGGUUGUGUGUGUGGUUGGUGUGUAAUCAUUCUUCCAAACAAAACUAGAAAGCUUGA
Cucurbita moschata (crookneck pumpkin) is the source of this 897-nucleotide messenger RNA. RefSeq names its product calmodulin-like. Lineage: Eukaryota; Viridiplantae; Streptophyta; Magnoliopsida; Cucurbitales; Cucurbitaceae. Gene Ontology annotation, molecular function: enzyme regulator activity; calcium ion binding. The coding region runs from base 51 to 542 and encodes 163 amino acids. The transcript is spliced from 4 exons. The record is from RefSeq and is a predicted model, not a curated record.